This is a messenger RNA of Prunus armeniaca (apricot), 1608 nucleotides long. NCBI's taxonomy places the organism in Eukaryota, Viridiplantae, Streptophyta, Magnoliopsida, Rosales, Rosaceae. The record is from the annotation of a GenBank genome assembly.
AUGACGGACAUAUGUUACCGUUGCCAAAAACCAGGGCAUCGUUCUAAUGUUUGUCCAGAGCGGAAGCAGGCCAACUUUAUCGAAGAAGCCAAUGAAGAUGAGGAAAACGAUGAAGUCGGGGAAGAUGAUUAUGCAGGGGCUGAAUUUGCAGUUGAGGAAGGAAUGGAGAAGAUUACCUUGGUUUUGCAGAGAGUUCUUUUGGCACCAAAGGAGGAAGGGCAGCGUCAUAGUAUUUUUCGUUCCCUCUGCUCAAUCAAAAACAAGGUGUGUGAUGUGAUCGUCGAUAAUGGAAGUUGCGAGAAUUUCGUGUCAAAGAAAUUGGUGGAGUAUUUGCAGCUAUCUACGGAGCCUCAUGUCAGCCCUUACUCACUAGGUUGGGUUAAAAAAGGCCAUUCGGUUCGUGUAGCUGAGACUUGCCGAGUGCCACUGUCAAUUGGUAAGCAUUACAGAGAUGAAAUAUUAUGUGAUGUUAUUGACAUGGAUGCAUGCCAUAUUUUGUUAGGGCGACCUUGGCAAUUUGAUGUGGAUGCAACUUUCAAGGGACGAGAUAAUGUAAUUCUGUUCUCUUGGAACAACCGGAAAAUUGCAAUGGCAACCACACAGCCCGCAAAGCAAUCUGUUGAGCCCAAGACGAGGAGUUCUAGUUUCCUAACCCUAAUUCGCAGCGAGCAGGAGUUGAACGAGGCUGUCAAAGAAGCGGAGUGUUUUUGUCCCUUGGUGUUGAAGGGGUUGUUGAAAAUUGGCGGAGGAGAAGGUGACAUUCCACAAGAUGUGCAGAAGAUUUUGAAUCAAUUUCAGGAACUACUUUCUGAAAAUCUGCCAAACGAGCUGCCUCCUAUGCGGGACAUACAGCACCGAAUUGACUUGGUGCCUGGAGCUAGCCUUCCGAAUCUGCCCCAUUAUCGGAUGAGCCCCAAGGAGAAUGACAUCCUGAGAGAACAGAUUGAAGAAUUACUGCGGAAAGGAUUUAUCCGGGAGAGUUUGAGUCCUUGCGCCAUUCCUGUUUUGCUGGUUCCAAAGAAAGACAAAACUUGGCGAAUGUGUGUUUAUAGCCGGGCAAUCAACAAGAUAACAAUCAAGUACAGGUUUCCCAUUCCACGGUUAGAAGAUAUGCUGGACGUUCUUGGCGGCUCAAGGGUGUUUUCCAAGAUAGAUUUGAGAAGCGGAUACCACCAGAUUCGCAUACGACCUGGAGACGAAUGGAAAACAGCGUUCAAGAGCAAGGACGGAUUAUUUGAAUGGUUGGUGAUGCCAUUCGGAUUGUCAAAUGCACCUAGCACUUUCAUGCGACUCAUGAAUCAGGUAGAUGACGAGAAGAUCAAGGCAAUCCUUGACUGGCCAGCUCCAAAGACAGUUUCUGAAGUUCGAAGCUUCCAUGGCUUGGCCACCUUUUACAGAAGAUUUGUGAAGCAUUUUAGCACCGUUGCUGCACCUAUCACAGAAUGUUUGAAAAAGGGCCGGUUCAGCUGGGGAGAGGAGCAAGAGAGAAGCUUUGCAGAAAUAAAAGAAAAGCUUUGCACCGCACCGGUUCUAGCUCUUCCAAACUUUGAGAAAGUUUUCGAAGUUGAAUGUGAUGCCAGCGGUGUGGGAGUCGGAGCUGUGCUCUAA